This is a messenger RNA of Talpa occidentalis (Iberian mole), 5045 nucleotides long. RefSeq names its product ADAMTS like 3 (gene ADAMTSL3). The coding region runs from base 30 to 5045 and encodes 1671 amino acids. Lineage: Eukaryota; Metazoa; Chordata; Mammalia; Eulipotyphla; Talpidae. The record is from RefSeq and is a predicted model, not a curated record. Gene Ontology annotation, biological process: extracellular matrix organization. The transcript has 28 exons.
GCUGCACGUGAGCCCGAGGACCUGGCCCCAUGGCUUCCUGGAAGAGGUCCUGCUGGCUGCCGGCAUGGGCGGGCUUCAUGCUUGCUGCCCUCCUGCAGGCCUGGGCGGAGAAGUCUCCUGGAGCCUACUUCCUGCCCGAGUUUGCGCUGUCCCCGCAGGGGAGCUUCCUGGAGGACGCCACGGGGGAGCAGUUCCUCACCUACCGCCUGGACGACCAGACCGCAAGGAACGCCCGCUCGGAUGAGGAGAAAGACGGUGGCUGGGACGCCUGGGGGGACUGGAGCGACUGUUCGCGCACCUGCGGCGGCGGCGCGUCCUACUCCCUGCGCCGGUGUCUGACCGGCAGGGACUGUGAAGGGCAGAAUAUCCGAUACAGGACGUGCAGCAAUCAGGACUGCCCGCCCGACGCUGAGGACUUCCGGGCUCAGCAGUGCUCGGCCUACAACGACGUCCAGUACCAGGGCCGCUACUAUGAGUGGCUGCCGCGCAACGAUGACCCCGCCAGUCCCUGCGCCCUGCGGUGCCACGCCCGGGGCCACAGCCUGGUGGUGGAGCUGGCCCCCAAGGUGCUGGACGGGACCCGCUGCCGCCCCGAUUCCCUGGACAUGUGCAUCAGCGGCGUCUGCCAGGCGGUGGGCUGCGACCGGCACCUGGGAAGCGGCGCCAAGGAGGACCACUGCGGGGUGUGUGCGGGGGACGGCGCCACCUGCAGGCUCGUGCGGGGACAGGCCAAGGCACAGGUGUCUGCCGAGAAAAGGGAGGAGAACGUCAUCGCCGUCCCCCUGGGCAGCCGCAGCGUGCGCAUCACCGUGAAGGGCCCCGCGCAGCUCUUUUUCGAAUCCAAAACCCUCCAGGGAAGCAGAGGCGAGCACACCUUCGACAGCGCCGGGGUUUUCGUCGUGGAGAACACCACCCUGGAGUUCCAGACGGGCCCCGAGCGGCAGGCCUUCCGGAUCGCAGGCCCGCUGGCCGCCGACUUCAUCUUCAAGACCAGGUUUGUGGCAGCCAAGGACAGCGUGGUCCAGUUCUUCUUCUACCAGCCCAUCAGCCACCAGUGGAGACAGACCGACUUCUUCCCCUGCACCGCGACGUGCGGCGGAGGCUACCAGCUCAACUCUGCGGAGUGUGUGGACGUCCGCCUGAAGAGGGUGGUCCCCGACCACUACUGCCACUACUACCCCGAGAACGUCAAGCCCAAGCCCAAGCUGAAGGAGUGCGGCAUGGACCCCUGCCCAGCCAGCGACGGGUUUAAAGAGGUCAUGCCCUACGACCACUUCCAGCCUCUGCCCCGCUGGGAGCACAACCCCUGGACGGCGUGCUCGGCCUCCUGCGGGGGCGGCGUGCAGCGGCGCGGCUUCGUGUGCGUGGAGGAGUCGGUGCAUGGCGAGGUGCUGCGCGCAGAGGAGUGGAAGUGCUCGUACGCGCCCAGGCCUGCGGCGCUGCAGGCCUGCAACCUGUUCGACUGCCCCAAGUGGGUGGCCAUGGACUGGUCCCAGUGCACGGUGACCUGCGGCCGCGGCCUGCGCUACAGGGUGGUCCUCUGCAUCAGCCACCGCGGGGAGCACGUGGGAGGCUGCAGCCCGCAGCUGAAGAUGCACAUCAAGGAGGAGUGCGUGGUGCCCGUGCCCUGCCACAGGCCCCGGGAAAAAAGCCCCGUGGAAGCUGAACCACCUUGGCUGAAGCAGGCUCAAGAGCUCGGCGAGCCCAGAGCAGCCACGGAGGACCCGACGUUCAUCCCCGAGGCCUGGUCGGCCUGCAGCGCCACGUGUGGGCCUGGCAUCCAGGUGCGAGCGGUCAGGUGCCGAGUGCUCCUCGCCUUCACGCAGACGGAGACUGAGCUGCCGCAGGAUGAGUGCAAAGGGCCCCCGCUGCCCACCGAGCGGCCGUGCCUCCUCCAGGCCUGCGACCAGGGCCCCGCCCUCCGCGAGCUGGACAAGCCCCCAGCCCAGGACCGCGAGGCCGCCUACGGCUGGGAGCUGGCUGGCUUCACGCCCUGCACCGCCACGUGUCUGGGAGGCCGGCAGGACGCCAUCGCCGUGUGUGUGCACGCGCAGACCCAGCAGGCCGUCAGCGAGUCCUGGUGCGACGCGGCCCACCGCCCCCCCGCCAUGAGCCAGGUGUGCAACACGGAGCCCUGCCCACCCAGGUGGCGCACGGGCGCGUGGGGGCCCUGCUCGGCGACCUGUGGCGUGGGAAUCCAGAGCCGGGACGUGCUGUGCCUGCACGCUGGGGAGCCCCCCGCCGCCUCCGAGGAGUGCGGAGACGAGAAGCCGCACACCCUGCGAGCCUGCAGCCAGUACGACUGCCCGCCCCGCUGGCACGUGGAGGACUGGCAGCAGUGCUCCAGGACCUGCGGGGCCGGCACCCAGCGGCGCAGGGUCACCUGCCGGCAGCUGCUGACGGACGGCAGCUCCCUGAGCCUCCCAGACGAGCUUUGCCCAGGCCCCAGGGCCUCGUCCCACAAAUCCUGUGCCAGGACUGAGUGCCCGCCUCACCUGAGCCCGGGGAACUGGUCCCAGUGCUCCGUGAGCUGUGGUGCGGGGACCCAGCGGAGGACACAGGUGUGUCAGAAGCUCACGGCCAAAGGCCGGCGUGUGGCGGUCAGUGAGCUGAUGUGCCGGGGGCUCCCGGGGCCCCCGCUGGUGCAGCCCUGCCAGAUGCCCGCCUGCCCCGAAGUGAAGCCAGACACAAAGCCCAAACUUGGGGAGCAGGGACCCCAGAUCCUCGGUGUCCAGAGGGUUUACAUCCAGACGCGGGAGGAGAAGCGCGUCAGCCUGACUGUGGGCAGCAGGGCCUACCUGCUGCCCAACACGUCGCUGGUGGUCAGGUGCCCCGUGAGAAGGUUCCAGAAGUCGCUGAUCCGGUGGGAGAAGGACGGCCGCUGCCUGCACAGCUCCGCGCGCCUGGGUGUCACCAGGGCCGGCGCCCUGAGGAUCCAGGGGCUAGCGGCCCCCGACACGGGCACGUACCAGUGCGUGGCCGGCCCAGCCCGGGACUCGCUCGUGCUCAAGCUCAUCGGCACUGACAACCGGCUUGUGGCGCCGCCAGAGCCCAGCGGGGGCAGCCCGGGGGAACCCCGUCCUGACGCCGAUUCUCUGGGGGCCACGUGGCACCAAAUGAGGCAGAUGUGGAGGAGCAGAAACGAGCUCAACCCGGAUGCUGGGCAGGCUGGGCGGCCACCUCUCCUGCGGGCCCUGCUGGGCGGCUGCCCCAGUUCUGCGGAGGCCUCGGCCCCCGGGGGACUCCUGGACAUGCAGUUUGAGGCCGCGCUCAAGCAGGGCGCCUACAGCAUGGACGCCGCCCAGUUCGACGAUCUGAUCAGAAACAUGAGCCGGCUCCUGGAGACUGGGGAGGUCAGCGACGACCUGGCCUCCCAGCUCAUCUACCAACUGGUGGCCAGCCUGGCCCCCGCACCGCCUGCCCGCCUGCCCGAGGGGGACAGCCAGGAAGAAGUGCCGCCCGCCGCCCAGCUGAGGGGCAGUGCCAACAGUGUGCCCCAGAGCCUGCGCAGGGGACACUGGGGCAGCCCGGCCCACAGGCCGAAGGCGCCUGUGCUGAGGCGGUCACGCCAGGGCCCCUCCGUCACCUUCAGCAGGACCGUCCACUCCAGAAUUGGAGGCACGGUGUACAUCACGGAGGCCACGCGGGUCAUCAGCCUCCUGUGCGAGCUGGCCACCCCCAGUGAGGCCACCUACGCCUGGACAAAGGACGGAGCAUCGCUGCAGUCCUCCAGGAAGAUAACCUGGGACGGGAAGGGGAAGAUGCAGAUACGGGACCCGACAAGGGCAGAAGAGGGGGUGUAUGGGUGCUCCGUGGCCAGCCCUCUCGGCUCAGAUGCAGAAAGCUCCCCCGUGCUGUUCGCAGAGGCGCCUGUCAUCUUGUCUAUUGAAAGAAACACCAGCAGCCCGGAGCCCGGCCGGCUGACCGUUGUGGUUGGAGGCAUCGUGGAGGUGGCCCCGGGAGCCAACGUGACCAUCCAGUGUCCUGUGCGAGGUGUCCCUGCACCCAAUGUGACGUGGUCCCGGACAGGAGGCCCCCUGGGCGCCGGUGCCACCGUCCUGCCCGGCGGGUCCCUGCUGCUGCAGAGCGUGUCCACCGACGACGGCGGGAGCUACAUGUGCAUAGCGGCCAACGCCCUGGGCACGACCUCAGCCGCCUCCACCCUCCGCCUGCUGGAGCAGAGACCACCUGGCAGAGAAGCGGCACUUCCCGAGGGCCUUGGGACGCCAAUGCCCCAGACACCCGAGGAGGGAACCGCAGGCAACAGCCCCAGAUGGGGGCACCCUGCUCCAGGGCCCUUUUGGGGGUGUGGCAACUGGACACGCUGCUCGGCUGCCUGUGGCUCCGUAGGAGCCCGCGUGCGGAGACACCAGUGCCUGAUGGCCGACGGACAGCGGGUGAGGGAGGCGCUGUGUGAGCACCUGCCGAGGCCACCAGCUGAGGUCCAGCCCUGCUGCGCCCGGGACUGCCCCUCCAGGUGGGUGGCGGGCGCCUGGUCCGCCUGCUCGGCCACCUGCGGCAGUGGGGUGCACAGGCGGCAGGUGACGUGCCAGCGCCGGGCAGCCCGAGGGACCAUGCAGGUGACAGCUCCCCGCGCAUGCGCCUCCAGGCCCAGGCCUCUCGGCAGAAGGCCGUGCUCCAGCGCCCCCUGUGCCCCAUGGGGCAGGCACCCAGUGGCCCAGCUGCGUAGUAUUCCCCUGUGUGUAGAUACCACCUCUUCACCCGCCCACCUGUCGCUGGGCAUUCAGGCUAUUUCCGUGGCUGCCAUUCUGCCUCCAACCCAACCCGCCCUCCCCGGGAACUGCUCCGCGGGGGCCCGCGAGGCCUGCUGGCGGCCGGGCCCCUGGAGGCCCUGCGGCGCGGCCUGCGGCCGGGGCGUCCAGUCUCGCACCAUCCACUGUGUCCACGCCAGGAGCUGCGUGCCCGUGGCCCGGCGGCACUGCCUGCAGACGGAGAAGCCCGCCUCCUGGCGGCCCUGCCUGGGGCUCCCCUGUGACAGCACGCACCCCCCGCAGGAGCCACCGCGGCCCCCGGCCUGGUCCUGA